AUGACCGGGCAGGAGCAGUACGCCGAGGCCGUGGACGUUGUGGUCCACCCCGGGUUCAACUCCAUGGACAGGGACAGCGCCUACGCCCAUGACCUCAUGCUGCUGCGCGUGGAGCCCCCCUUCACCAUCACCCCCUACGUCCAACCCCUGGCCCUGCCCACAAGCCCCCCAGCCACCGGCACCAACUGCAUGGUCAUGGGAUGGGGGACCACCACCAGCCCCGAAGAGACCUUCCCCGACACCCCCCAGUGCGUGGACGUCUCCGUGGUGGGUGACGACGAGUGCCGGACGGUCUACGGCAGCAAAGUCACCGAGGACAUGUUGUGCGCUGGUGUGGCUCAGGGGGGCAACGACUCCUGCCAGGGUGACUCGGGGGGACCUCUCAUCUGCGACGGGGUCCUGCAAGGCAUCGUCUCGUGGGGCGACCACCCCUGCGGGCAGGCGGGGAAGCCAGGGGUCUACAGCCUGGUCUACAACUACCUGUCAUGGAUCCAAGAGACCAUAGGGGAGGACUAA
Messenger RNA from Opisthocomus hoazin, 516 nucleotides. The record is from RefSeq and is a predicted model, not a curated record. Lineage: Eukaryota; Metazoa; Chordata; Aves; Opisthocomiformes; Opisthocomidae.